AUGAUGAGAAUCUUCUUUUUCACUCUUCUUUUUCACAUCCUUUGUUUGCUUGCACUAAACACCGCACCCUUACAUGCAAACAAAGAAGAAGCUGAAGCUCUCUUACAAUGGAAGAUCAAUGGCCUAUCAUCAUCAUCUACUUCUUUAUUGGAUUCUUCCUGGUCUGUCAAUAACCUCACAAAUGUGUGUAGUUGGGAGGGCAUUAUCUGCAACUCCGCUGGUUCUGUUUCAGAGCUCAAUCUCCCUCAUGGAAACAUCAGAGGUACACUUGAGCCACUCGCUUUUUCCUUACUUCCUAAUCUUACUCGCAUCAAUCUCAAUAACAAUAGUAUGAGCGGAGCGAUCCCAUCUACUAUCAGCACCCUCCUUAUGCUCACUUUUCUGGACUUGAGCAAUAACAACUUCACCGGGACAAUACCAGUAGAAGUUGGGCAGUUGACACAACUCAGGUACUUUAGUUGUUUCAGAAACUUUCUAGAGGACGUGAUUCCAUUUGAAAUUAGCAAUCUCCAAAACCUAAGUUAUCUGGAUCUGGGAGUGAAUAACCUGGAAACUCCGAAUUGGUCUAAAUUCCAUGUUAUGCCUUUGUUGAAGCAUCUCAACCUCCAUGCUAAUGAGUUCACUUUGAAUUUUCCACAAGACUUGAUAAAGAGUUGUACAAACCUGUCUUAUCUUGAUUUGUCAAAAAAUCAUUUUACCAGUCAAAUCCCAGUGUCUAUGUUUUCCAAGUUAGAGAAGCUGGAGCAUCUUGAUCUUAGUAACAAUUUCUUCCAAGGACCUUUUCCCAUUAGUCUUACCAACUUGUCCAACCUUAAAUUUCUUAGUCUUUCGUACAACAACCUUUCUGGCACAAUUCCAGAAGAAAUUGGUUCAAUCACCAAUCUUCAAGUCCUAAAAUUGAUCAAUAAUUCAUUUCUUGGGAAUAUUCCACCUUCCAUAGGAAAUCUCAAACAUCUUCAGUAUCUUGCUCUUGGAUUUAAUCUACUUAAUUCAACAAUUCCAGUUGAAAUUGGCUCCAUGAAUAGCCUUCGGGUACUAAGCCUAAAUUAUAAUUCAUUUCAGGGGAAGAUUCCGCCUUCCAUCGGAAGCCUUAAACAUCUUCAGUUUCUUUCUCUUGGAAUGAAUCAACUGAAUUCUAUGAUUCCCUUUGAACUUGGGCUAUGCACAAAUCUUGAAAUCUUGUAUCUUGAAAAUAACACUCUAACAGGCGAGUUGCCUCCCAGCAUGGCCAAUCUUUCCAAACUAGUUGAGUUAGAUUUAUCUUCUAACAGACUUUCAGGUGAUUGCAUUCCCUCAAACAUUGGGAAUUUGAAUAAGUUGUUUGAACUCCUCCUUUCGAAAAACCACCUCUCUGGUGUAAUUCCUUCAACAAUUGGAAAUUUGACAGAGCUCUAUGGGCUAGGUCUUACAUAUAACUAUCUUAGGGGGACAUUACCAUGGGAAGUAGGAUAUUUAACAUCACUAUCUGCCGUUUCCAUAAGUUCCAACUUGCUUCACGGACCUGAGACCUUAUCAAUCUUUUGCAAUCUCACAUCUCUUUCAGGCCUUUUCAUAGCUUAUAACAAAUUGAAUGGACAUAUUCCACAAUGCUUGGGAAACAACACGAAUAUCAAAUUUCUUUUUCUUAAUGGCAAUCAGUUUCACGGGGGUAUUUCAAAAUCACUCUGCAAUGCAUGCCACCUUCAUUUGCUUGACCUGUCAAGCAAUUACUUGAGUGGUCUCAUUCCAACGUGCCUGGGAAAUUUUAGCAAUCAACUCUCAUUCUUGCGUCUUGAAAAUAAUAAUUUGCAUGGUGCUAUGCAUAGAGAGUUUUGCAGUUCAACCUCUUUCGAGUUGUUUGACCUAUCUCUUAAUAGUUUGAGUGGUGUUAUUCCUUCGUGUUUGGGAAAUCUAAGCACAACAUUGUCGCUACUUGAUUUAAGCAUGAAUCAAUUUUAUGGAAACAUUCCAGAAGAAGCUUUAAAGGGUGACGUUCUGCAAGUUCUCAUCUUGCAAUUUAAUGAAUUCGAAGGACCAUUACCUCGUACUCUGCUCAACUGUACAGCUCUCCAAGUUCUUGAUGUUGGAAACAAUGGGCUAAAUGACUCAUUCCCACACUGGUUAGAUGCUCACCCACAAUUGGCAGUGCUCAUCUUAAGUUGUAAUCAUUUUCAUGGGGUGAUAGGCAAUCCUACCAACAAGAUUCCAUUCCCUAUGCUGCGAGUUCUUGAUCUUUCCAACAAUCACUUCACUGGACAUUUGCCUAAAUGUUAUUUCCAGCAUUUUACUGGGAUUAUAAAUGAUAUUACUCCUGAUUUAGAAGUAACAUACUUUACAAGCCAUUUCAAUUACGCUUUUGGAGGCACUGUAAUGCUAGUGGUGAAAGGGUUUGAGCUUCCCGUGGAAAAAAUUCUAUCCCUUUACACACUCAUAGACUUAUCAAGUAACAUGUUUGAUGGAGACAUUCCUAUUUCAAUAGGAAUCCUUCGUUUCCUCCGGCAUCUCAAUCUGUCUCAUAAUAGGCUAACUGGCCAUAUACCAUCAUCAUUGGGAAAUCUAACAUUGCUUGAAGCGCUAGACAUGUCUUGCAACCAGCUCACAGGGGAGAUUCCAUGGCAACUGUCAAAGCUUGGAUUUCUGGAAGUACUGAACCUCUCCUAUAAUCAUUUAUUGGGAGCAAUUCCCCGCAGCGGGCAACUUGAUACAAUUGGCAAUGACUCCUACCUGGGAAACACAGCACUGUGUGGCUUUCCAUUGUCUCUGGAAUGUGAAGCCAGCAGAAAACCACAUGUGCCGUCACAAGAAGAAGAAGAUGAGGAUUCGGGUUUUUUUAAUGGAUUUUCUUGGCAGAGCGUGACGAUAGGAUAUUGCUGUUCAUUUCCAUUUGGAGUUUGUGUGGGAUAUUUUGCUCUGCAAUAUGGAAAACUCAACUGGUUGCUAUGGAAACUCACAUGGAAGAGAAGGCAUGCCAAGGCCAGAAGAACAAAUUAAUAUUGCAGAUCGAGUGGUACAGAUGUGUAAAGCUGUGGCAUUUUACCGGCCUUUGUGGUUGAAGAUUAAAAGGGUGGCGGGCAUGCAGAGUUUUACACUCAGAGUCGUUGUGUUUUUAUUGUGACCAAUAGAGCUGCUCAUGCGGAUCGAAUUGUGCUUUUAUUGUAUUGAUUGGUCGUGGGUACUAUUGUGGACUAUUGUGGUGUGCUAUUUUAAUUAAUAUGCCUUCCCAUGUUCUUUAUUGC
This is a messenger RNA of Ipomoea nil (Japanese morning glory), 3215 nucleotides long. Its product is annotated as receptor-like protein 12. The transcript has 3 exons. Gene Ontology annotation, molecular function: protein binding. The coding region runs from base 1 to 2970 and encodes 989 amino acids. The record is from RefSeq and is a predicted model, not a curated record. Lineage: Eukaryota; Viridiplantae; Streptophyta; Magnoliopsida; Solanales; Convolvulaceae.